AUGGCUACAUCUGCAGUUUCACAAUAUCAGACAGAGAGUGCUGGAAUUGAAGUGGUGUUCGCCAAUGCUCUCAAAGGGUUUCAAUUGAGUACCGAAAAGAAUCCAUUUGAUAUCAUAACUGGAUUCAAAAUAGCUUGUGCUGAAAGAGCUUUGGAUAUAGGAGCUAAUUUAGAAGGUGAUACCAUUUCGGAGACUUUUGCCAAUUGGGAUUUGGAAACUAAAUUAUGGAAUUUAGUCGAAUUAUUAUAUUCCUUUCGAUUAGAUGAUCAAUUUGAACCAGUUAAAGAAUAUGAAUUCUCAUCAUUAGGAACUAAACAAGAAAACUUCUUAAGAAAGAAUCCCAAAAUAAGAGAAUUAUCAAUCAUAAUAGAUUGGUUACAAAUCAAUUCACGUGCUACUGAUUCAAGUGAUAUAGAAGAAUAUCAAUUAAAAUGGAAAAAUACCAGAUUAGCGGUGGUUAAUAAAGAUUAUGAUAUAUUAGUUAAUAGCAAGAAUUUAAAUGCUGAUCAAUUCGUGGACAGUUUAGAUGUUGAUGCUCCUUUAAGAUCAAAUAAAUCAAUCCAUCCAACUGACGAUUCCACUGAUUCCAAAAAUUUCUUAAUCAUAUAUAAACUUCUAAUCUCAAAUAAUAUCGAAGAAGCUAUAGAAGUGGCCAAUAAAACUGGUAAUUAUGCAUUAUCCUUGAUCUUAUUAGGUGCAAUUCAAGAUUAUUAUGAUCCUAUAAUAGAUAAACAAGAUGAUACCGAAGAAGUAGCUCCUAAGGCUUCUGGUAUAAAACAUAAAUUAUUAUGGAAAAAGACAGUUUAUAAAUUAUCUCAAUAUAGUCAUUUAAACAAAUAUGAAAAGUUGAUUUAUAAUUACUUAAGUGGAGGAGAUAUCUCGCAUAACUUAAAACAAUCAGAUGAUAGUUGGGAAGAAUCCUUAUUAUUAUACUUGUCCCAACUUUUCUCAUAUAAUGUCGAAAAAUUUGUCGAAUCAGCUUUAAAAUCAGAUAAUGAAUCCUUAGCCAUCAAUAUUCCAAAACCACAAUUAUCAUCCAUAGACGAAAUCUUAAAUGCAUUACUGAAAUCAAGCAACACAGUCUCCGAACAAAGCCGACACCCAUUAAGAGUGAUUGCGGGAAGUAUAAUGAUUAAUCAAGUUUCAUCCUUACUUCAUAAUUUAAUCAAUUCCCAUGCCCAGAAUGAAAUCGCAUUAAGACAACCAUACUUAACGCGUGUUAUAACCCAUUUAUCUAUAUUCCAUUCAAUAAUUGGUGGUAAUGAUCCUAUAAUUACUCAAGACAUCACCACUAUAAUAACAUUAUAUGUAUCUCAACUUGCUGAUUUGAAAUUAACUGAAUUGAUUCCUAUUUAUUUAUCUUUUAUACCUGAUGAAAAGGAUGCAAGAGAAACUUAUUCAUUAUUCUUAUCCACCAUUACUGAUUAUGAUGAACGUUCCAAACAAAUGGAAAUCUCGAAAAAAAUCAACUCUCAACAAUUCCCAAUAGAAGAAAGUUCAAGUGAUUUAAUGCUUAUUGAAAAUAUUGACAAUGGCGAUGGAACAAAUAUCAACUCUGAAGAUAAGUUAGUCAAUGUAUUGAAGAGGACAGUUGAAAGAGUGAUGGCUGAAACUGAACAAUAUUAUACCGAUUUGAAAUCAUCCAAUACGAUUGAAGUUCAAGAAUCUUCUGAUCAAGUUGAUGAAACUGAUUUCAAAUUAUAUCGUUCGGUGGAGUACUUUUAUGAGAAUAACAUGCAUGAAGAUGCCAUCACUGCUUCUAUAAUCAUCAUACGGAGAUUCUUAUUAUGUGGGAAAUUAUCCACGUUGAAGAAGUUUGCCGAGGGGAAGAGCUUUAAAGCAUUAGUUAAUGAUUAUGAUCUUCAAUUACAAACCAGAAAACUUGCCAAGGAUACUAAUGAUGAAGUAGGAAAUAUCACUGAAGAUAAUAAAUUAGAAUUAUUAGAAUAUUCUUCAUUAUUGGAAGGAUUGAAUUUGAUUGAUGAUUGGAAAAAAUUCGUUAAUAUUACGAAUGGAACUGGGAAAUGGGCAUCAUCCGCCGUUUCAAAUUCAAUUGAAAAGACAAGCAAGACUUUAAAUAAAUUGAUUUUUAAUUGGUUUAAGGAUUUAAGUCAAUCCACCGUAAAUGUCCAAGAUAAAGCUAUUUUCGAAGAAUAUAGAAACAUUUAUGUCCCUUAUCUUAUCAUUGAAUUAUUGGAGAUUUGUCAAAAUGGUAGAUUGAAUGAUUGGCAAUAUAUGAGACUUGUAUUUAAAUUAAUUAAUGAAGUUGCUAAUGAAAAUGAAAAUGAUUUCUUAAUCUGCUUUCAAAACAGUGGUAGAUUGGAUGAAUUUUUAGUUAAAGCAGGUGAAUUAUCAGUUAUUGCAUCAGAAAAAGGUAUAAAAGGGGUAUUCUACUAG
This is a messenger RNA of Scheffersomyces coipomensis, 2397 nucleotides long. It is a transcript of the gene NUP84, whose product is annotated as Nup84p. NCBI's taxonomy places the organism in Eukaryota, Fungi, Ascomycota, Pichiomycetes, Serinales, Debaryomycetaceae. Gene Ontology annotation, biological process: post-transcriptional tethering of RNA polymerase II gene DNA at nuclear periphery; mRNA export from nucleus; protein import into nucleus. Gene Ontology annotation, cellular component: nuclear pore; nuclear pore outer ring. The record is from RefSeq and is a predicted model, not a curated record. The transcript has a single exon. Gene Ontology annotation, molecular function: structural constituent of nuclear pore. Bases 1 to 2397 code for a protein of 798 amino acids.